Molecule: messenger RNA, 252 nt
Organism: Trypanosoma brucei brucei TREU927
Lineage: Eukaryota; Euglenozoa; Kinetoplastea; Trypanosomatida; Trypanosomatidae
Exons: 1
Coding region: 1-252 (83 amino acids)
Source: RefSeq, a predicted model, not a curated record
AUGACUUUCAUUCAUUUCCGUUUGCGCUGCUCCUCUAUGUCGCUUCUUCAACAUCCUUCUCCCUAUCGUGAUGACGAAACGCGCGUUGAUAUAAUUACUCAUGCAUUUAGCGAUAUGUUUUUUUUUUUAAUUGCCAUGCCACAUACCAUUCUUAUUAUCCUCAAGUUCCUCGGCCAGCUCUUUGUUAUCCUUCCAUGCCUUUACCUUCUAUUCCUUUUCUUUGGUGGUUACGGUUGGGGCAUCAUACCUUAG